Symbiodinium necroappetens is the source of this 498-nucleotide messenger RNA. The record is from the annotation of a GenBank genome assembly. Lineage: Eukaryota; Dinophyceae; Suessiales; Symbiodiniaceae.
AUGCCCUGCCUCGCCUCAGGUUGCGCAUCUUCGACCGCAUCGGAAGUCCCAGUUCCAAAACCUCGUCGCCGAUUGAGCGUGGGCCAGGUUGAUGAGAGCGAGCUUCCGGGUCAUGAGGACUCCCAGGCAGAGCAAGAUCGUGGCCUGAUUGCCGCAUUCAGCAAGAACACCCUCAUCGAGAUGGUGUCCGAGACCGACCAAACUCCCAAGGCGAAAAGCGGACGGCGGGUUUCCCUCAGCUCGAAAACGGACAAGGGAACAACCUCCUUCGCCAACAAGACCAUGCAGAAGUUCGGAGACACCGAUGUGGACAUCGCGCAGUGCGGAAUCGGCUACACGUGCCGCAAGGGGUUGAAGCCGGAGAGUCCCAACCAGGAUUCCUGGUUUGUGCUCAAGAUGGAGAAUUUCUCGCUCUACGGCGUUUUUGAUGGUCAUGGACAGAAGGGGCAUGAUGUCUCAAACUUCGCGAUGGACAUGUUGCCGAAGUGCCUCAUCAAG